UACACGAUUUUUAAUUUUUAAUUUAAAUUUUAAACUGAAGUAUUUUAUAUUUUCGAUAAUUUUGUCUUUUUUUCAUAAUUGACGGUUAGUCAUUAGUAGUUCUUGUUGUGAUAUUGAUGCGGCAAUGUAGCUCUUCAUAUCGGAUGUCUGGUUUGGAUCGGCGAACAAAUGUAGACGUUCAAAUUUUGAGUGCAGCUAGUAAAGCGAUUGCGGAAAAAUGCUUUUGGAACGCAUGCAAAGCAUUAUCUUUUGGAUUGUUUUUGAUGGCUGUCGGAGCCAUAAUGGCCAUUAUUGGAUAUUAUGCAGAACAGCUUUCGUCAGAUGACAUUGUCACAAAAACUGAYAAUGGUAAUUCGAGUACAUCCAUACGUACAGCAAAAACAACAAAAAAAUCAUCUCAUAUAUAUAAGUUGUCAUACGCCGGACCAAUUGUGAUGGGAGUUGGAGGGUUCAUCGUGGUGGCGGCGUGCGUGAUGACAUUCGAGGCGCGCGACCGGGCGGCCAAAUUCAUGUCCAACCAAUUGAAAAUAAUGGGCAGCGGCGUCGGUGGUGGCCAGGUGUCGGGUCAUCGAGGCCACGGUCGGCAGACACCGUCUGCCGGUUAUCUGUCCAGGGGCGACAGUGGCCGGAGUAGCUACCAGAAUCCGUGCGACGGCGGACGGCAUAAGAUGAACAAGAGCCCGUCGGCGCCGAAUCUGGCGGCCGCCGCGUUGGCGUCGACGAACCGCGGAUCAGUGGGMGCCACACAGUCGGGCGUCGGCAGGCUGCCUUUGAGGCACAAGCAUGCGGUGCACGUGCUGUCGUCGGGUGGCCGAGCGCUGCUCAGUCCGCACACUUUGCGCCGUCAGGCCAUGUCGAUGGACACGCAAGACUACAACCCGCUGUUCUCACCGCCCCGAUCCCGGCACAGCAGUUCUGGCCUGUUGACGUACAGCAACAGCAACAACUUUGGAAAUUUCACCUGCAGCAACGGCAACAAGCAAGGCUGCGAUGGUAGCAGGGAGUCCGUCAACGACCCGAUGAGAACGUCGUCCAGGGGAUCGCGGGGCUCGAUGGUACUGGAUCUGCACGUGCCCAACGAGUGCCCGGUGACGAUGCGGGUGCGGGACAGAAGCCGCCGAUCGGACACGGCCCGGCGGCACGUUCUGCGCAGACAGACACCGGUCGAGCUGGACGACACAAUAAUCGCGUACGCCGCGGCCUCGGCCAUGGCGGCGGAACAUCACCGUCAGCGGGCCAAGCGGUGCACGCGGUCGGCCACUUGCGACGUUCCGCACCCGGUCAAGUCGAAGCGCAGGCGACAGGACUCCAGUUGCUCGGACGUGGUGGCGGCCCGCCGGAGGUCUGGUUCGCCGGUGAUGUGCGUUGGUGCCGGGGGCCGUGGCAGCGUGGGUGGAUGGCGUUCGUCGGCCAACGACGUCGUCGACGCCGCCGAAUGGGCCAGGACUGCGAACCGUGGCACGGCGGGUGGCGGCUCGACACUGCCGUCGCCACAACGGUUCGUCGACGAACGUUCGCCCGGGACGACACCCGUACGACAACAGUCCCAGCCGACCACAACCGUAGUGGAUGGCACCAAAAUGUCGCUGUCCAGGACGUGUUCCGACAUCAUGUCCAUUGAUAAAUCGUUCGAAGAGUCCAAUUAUAGUAGUUCGUAGAUUUAGGUGCUUCAUUAUGCGCAUCAAGCAGGAUUCUCAGCUACGUCGUGUGUCGUGUCGUGUCGAACAAAUCGCGUUGUGAUUGGACGUUACUUUUUGGUAACGCAUGUAAUGAUCAAGUUGCAACCGACUAUACCAAGAGUUGACUUCAGCUCAGCUUUCAAACCAAUAUGGUUAUACUCACACGACACGACACGUGACAUAACUGUGCAUCCGACUUAACCAUAAUCGAUUCGUUAGUGAUUUCGAUCAGAACAAUCAUGGUUAUCUACCAGUAGGUAAUCGUGGUCAGGGUGACAGCACAAACUUAUAAUAUCAUCAAACAAAAUAUAUAUUAGACGUCACUAACUGCUAUUUAAUAAUGUUAUACUUCGUACUGCAUGUCAUAAUAUUAUGCAACUUAAAUUGCCGGCUUACAUGCAUAUAGGUACCUCUAACUGACAUSCUAUAUAAAUGAUUACCAUUGUAAUAUUAUAUAUAUAUACUUUUUUUUACAUCCAUAAAGUUAUCGUUGCGUCGUUCAAAACGAUAAAUAAUAUAUAAUAUUAUGUUCAGUUGCCUAAC
Messenger RNA from Diuraphis noxia (Russian wheat aphid), 2222 nucleotides. RefSeq names its product putative ATP-dependent RNA helicase TDRD12. The record is from RefSeq and is a predicted model, not a curated record. Gene Ontology annotation, biological process: germ-line stem cell division. NCBI's taxonomy places the organism in Eukaryota, Metazoa, Arthropoda, Insecta, Hemiptera, Aphididae.